Populus nigra (black poplar) is the source of this 1776-nucleotide messenger RNA. RefSeq lists its product as uncharacterized. Gene Ontology annotation, cellular component: protein-DNA complex; nucleus. Gene Ontology annotation, molecular function: DNA-7-methylguanine glycosylase activity; DNA-3-methyladenine glycosylase activity; alkylated DNA binding. The record is from RefSeq and is a predicted model, not a curated record. Lineage: Eukaryota; Viridiplantae; Streptophyta; Magnoliopsida; Malpighiales; Salicaceae. The transcript is spliced from 2 exons. Gene Ontology annotation, biological process: base-excision repair; DNA alkylation repair; base-excision repair, AP site formation. The coding region runs from base 204 to 1340 and encodes 378 amino acids.
UCCUUCUCAGAUGACACCAAAACGGAGUGCAGCGAAGAGUGAAGGAGUCAAUCCUAAAAUAUCCGCUACUCCACUUCAAACUCUUUCACCUUCCACAAAAUAAAAAUAACAAACACCUGGCUCUGAAACCACCACCACAACUACCGCCGCCCACCACUGACAGUGAGACAGUCAGCCCUAGCCCCCAAUUUGACUGAUCACUGAUGGGCGAACAAACCAAAAUCCAACCUCAAUCACAACCAGUCCAAUCAGAAUCCCAGGCUCUCCCCCAAAUCGAAGCCCAGGUCCAAACUCAAUCACUGUCUCAGCCAUUCAAUACCCCCACCAUCACCACCUCGGAAUUAACCACUGUUCCACCACCAAUUACAUCUCCUCCCGCCAAAAUCCCUUCCCGUCCUCGUAAAAUCCGUAAAGUCUCACCCAAUGCUGCUGCAACCACCGCUAACGACCCUAAGUCUUCCCCAACCUCCACCACUACCACUACCACUACCACAACCGAAACACCCAAAACCCCUGCCAUCAAAACCCCAAGAACAAAAACGUCCCAACAGCUAGUAAUCGCCACUCCGCGGAUCGUGGCAAGAUCUCUAACAUGUGAAGGUGAGCUUGAAUACGCAAUUCACUAUCUCCGUAACGCCGAUCCACUCCUUGCUUCCUUAAUUGACAUCUACCAGCCUCCUAGCUUUGAUACGUUUCCCACUCCUUUCCUUGCUCUCGCUCGCAGCAUUCUUUACCAGCAACUUGCUUUUAAAGCAGGGUCUUCAAUUUACACGCGCUUUAUUUCGCUUUGUGGCGGAGAGGCUGGAGUUUUACCCGAAACAGUUCUUGCUUUGACUCCACAACAGUUGAGGCAAUUUGGGGUUUCUGGGCGUAAAGCGAGUUACCUUCAUGAUCUAGCUAGAAAGUAUCAAAAUGGUAUUUUAUCGGAUUCUGCGAUUGUAAAUAUGGAUGAUAAAUCGCUUUUCACAAUGCUUACUAUGGUAAAUGGGAUUGGUUCAUGGUCAGUGCAUAUGUUCAUGAUUUUCUCGCUGCAUAGACCGGAUGUGCUGCCAAUUAAUGAUCUUCAAGUGAGGAAAGGAGUGCAGUUGCUUUAUAAUUUGCUGGAGUUGCCACGCCCAUCACAGAUGGAUCAGUUGUGUGAAAAAUGGAGGCCGUAUAGGUCGGUUGCGUCAUGGUAUCUUUGGAGAUUACAAGAGUCAAAAGGGUCACCUUCCAGUGUGAUAGCAGUGUCUGCUAGUGGUAAUUUGACACAGCAACAGCAGGAAGACCAGCAGCAGCCUCAGCUUAUUGACCCAAUAAACAGCAUUCUCAAUCUUGGGGCCUGUGCUUGGGGACAAUGAUUGGGACCUAGGAUGAGGAGUUAUUCUUCUAUCCAGCAAUCAUUUGAGGUGCUUCCAGAGCUGCGCGAUAAACGUAGACAUCACUAAUGAAAAGCCUGGACAUCCAAGACAUCAAGAGAUUUUUGUACUUGCCUCUUGCUUUGAAAAAUAAAUAACACUAGAUGCGGUCAAGCUCCGUUGUCUUUGUAAAAGAUUGGAUUGACAUAAGAACUUUCUUAUAGGACAUCGUAGGGUUAGAAGAGCUUUCAGUGUUUUUGCCUUUUUUACUGUGGCUGGCUAGUUGUAUCCUGGAAAUACAAUUAGAACCUUCAUCUGUAGAGGCAAUUGCUCUUAUUAAUUGACCAUCACAAUCUGACAAUGUACAUAGGAAUCCUGGACAAGGUUUUAUAUGUCCAGGGUAUUAAAUGAAUCAGAUUGCAGAGGUGCAUCAGCUAAA